Molecule: messenger RNA, 1917 nt
Organism: Cyphellophora attinorum
Lineage: Eukaryota; Fungi; Ascomycota; Eurotiomycetes; Chaetothyriales; Cyphellophoraceae
Product: putative indole-3-pyruvate monooxygenase YUCCA4
Exons: 3
Coding region: 1-1917 (638 amino acids)
Molecular function (GO): flavin adenine dinucleotide binding; monooxygenase activity
Source: RefSeq, a predicted model, not a curated record
AUGUCUCCCAUCGCUAUCUCAGCCCCUGCCGUCUACGGCGAGGUCGAUUACACCGAUCUGAAAACGAAAGUCGUCGCCAAAACAGUCGAGAUCGAGCCAACACCCGUCGUCGUCAAAGAUGAUUUUAUGUAUGACUUCAAGUACAACCAUGGUCUGCCGACCUCGGACGUACUUGGAGUGAGUGUUCCGUCCGACUGUGACGCUCGGGAAGCAGCUGAAAGCAUUGUCUCGAGUCUCUCUGAGGUGAUGGGAAGGCGGGAUGCCGCUGGCUUUGCGAACUUAUUCUGGGAAUUUGGUGUCUGGCGCGACAAGCUUUCCUUCACCUGGGACUAUCGCACUUUCAACUUCCAACCAGCAAUUUUGAAAGCCGCGACUGAUCUUUUCGCACGGACGACUGCGAGCAACUUUGAGUUCCUCGCCCCUGCACCGCAGAUUUCGCGCCCUUACGAGGACUAUUGCCAGCUCCAAUUUGUCGUGUCCUUCGAGACGGAGCUGGCCGUCGCGUCUGCGGUCAUCAAUGCCGUAAUGACUAAAGAUGGCUGGAGGAUCUACACGAUGCAUUCCGUUGCGGAAGAGCUCAAGCAAUUCCCAGAGAAGGCGCCCAGAGAUGGCCAUAUGAUCGGCCUCCAGAGCUGGGAGAAGGAACGGGCGCAGACGAUCGAUGCUGCUAGCCCCGAAGUUCUCAUCAUAGGUGGUGGGCAGAAUGGCCUUGCUCUUGCAGCUCGUUGCCAGGCUCUUGGCUUGGACAGUCUCAUUAUCGAGCGAAAUGAAGAGAUAGGGGACGUCUGGAAGAAGCGCUACGAGUACCUCUCACUACACUUUCCCCACUGGGCAGAUGACCUGCCCUACUUCACCUACCCCAAACACUGGCCGACAUACACUCCUGCCCAGAAGCAGGGAAAAUACAUGGAGUGGUACGCCUCAGCUCUCGAGCUCAACGUGUGGUGUAAGUCCACAGUGGUAAAAGCGGAACAGACCAACGGACAAUGGACUGUGGUCAUCAACAAAGAUGGAAAGGAGCAGCGAACUCUCCAUCCGAAGCACCUGGUCAUGGCCACCUCUCUCUGUGGAGUUCCGACAACUCCUGUGGUCCCAGGCAUGGCUGAUUUCAAAGGCACUAUUCGGCACUCAACCGCACACGACUCCUCGCGUGGCUUCAAGAAGGUCUGUGUGGUUGGCACGUCUUCCUCUGGAUUCGACACCGCCUACGAAUGCGCCAGGUUAGGCAUCGAUGUGACCCUUCUCCAGCGCUCACCGACCUACAUCAUGUCCCUCGAGCAUUCGGUCCCCAGAAUGAUCGGAAACUAUGCACCCGACAACCACGGAAAGCGACGCAGUCACGAGGAGCUGGAUCGUCUCAUGUUCGCCAUGCCUACCGGUCCAGGCGAGGAGCUUGCGCGGCGCACUGCCAAGACCCUGGAGGAUCUAGACCGUCCUUUGCUUGAUGGUCUCAAUGCUCGAGGGUUGAAGACCUUUCGCGGUCAGCGUGGUACUGGAAAUGCCACACUUGGCUCGACGCGCAAUGGUGGAUUUUACUUCGAAGCUGGCGCAUGUGAGCAGGUCAUCAAGGGUAAUAUCAAGGUCGAGCAGGGUUCUAUUGAGCGGUUCACAGAGGACAAGGUUAUUCUGUCUGGUGGGAGAGAACGAGAUUUCGACCUCGUUGUCUUCGCGACUGGCUUUUCGAACGUCAUCGACUCUGUGCGCGCCACCCUGGGUGAAGAGAUCGCAGCUGGGUGCGGGCCGAUCUGGGGCGUUGAUGAGGAGGGAGAGCUGCGAACCGCAUAUCGACAGUCUGGAGUUCCUAAUCUGUGGUUCAUGAUCGGGUACUUGCCUAUGACGCGGUACCAUUCGAAGCUGCUGGCGCUACGAUUGAAGGCUCUGACGGAGGGCGUCGGUCAUGCUCCCUACUUGGAGUAG